Messenger RNA from Hyalella azteca, 2406 nucleotides. RefSeq names its product phosphatidylinositol N-acetylglucosaminyltransferase subunit H (gene PIG-H). The coding region runs from base 914 to 1615 and encodes 233 amino acids. NCBI's taxonomy places the organism in Eukaryota, Metazoa, Arthropoda, Malacostraca, Amphipoda, Hyalellidae. Gene Ontology annotation, biological process: GPI anchor biosynthetic process. The record is from RefSeq and is a predicted model, not a curated record. Gene Ontology annotation, cellular component: glycosylphosphatidylinositol-N-acetylglucosaminyltransferase (GPI-GnT) complex. The transcript is spliced from 5 exons.
GGCUCUAGGGCUUAUUUAAGAGUAAAAUUUGUGGCCUACGGCUGCAACCCCUCCCCAUGCUGCCUCUGGCCACCUGGCUCUUUGUACAACCCCUUCUACCAAUUCACAGGGAACACCCAGUUUGUCAUUGUAAAAGCAAUGGUUGCAUACAUCAAGAGUACACUGUACAAGAUGCCUGACGGCCUGAAUAAUCUCAGAAUCAUGUGAAUGCAUAUCAAGACUGCCUUGAAACAAAAUACCUCAAGUAAGUAACCAACCCAUUGAAGAUCAUUUGAGAAAUCUAGGUACAACAAGUGCCCUGUUUGUUGGCCAUUUAAGCAAUAUCAAAACAGACUACAAUACAACCCCUUCCACCAUGGGCUAUGCAUAGAUGAUCUUCCAGAGCAGGCAGAGCAGAGAGCUCCAUGAAACAUCAACAUAAAUAAGGAAGAAGAAUGUUAUGCUUCUGUUAGAAGCUGCAAUGAUGAUAUAUGCUUUCUUGCCAGUUCUUGGUAUUUAGUGAAGGUGAUACAGUAAUCAAUGUGAUUGUGAUGGAUAUGGUAAAAGGAUAUGCAAACACUGGGAGGGAGUAUGGGUGCUGAAUCAGUGAAUCCUGCCUUUUGUGUUUCUCAAUUUACUGCCUUGCCACCUGGACUCUCGUGAAAGUUUUGCUCAUGUUAAAAAGAGUGCUUUCCAAUAUAUAUCUGCUAACCUGAAGCCUUAAAUUCAAGGAAAAUCUCAUUACAUCAUAAUUUGGUUUUUCUACAGCAAUAAUGGCAUGCUAGAUGUUCGCAACAUGAUUUGCAUUUGUGGUGCUGGUGCUCAUAUUUUGAAACAAUAAAAAUGGUUUAUAGGAAUAUAUGUCAGUUAUUCACAUUGUUUUCAGUGUUACAAUCAAAAUUUAAGUUUUUUGUGAAUCAUAUUAUAGCUGAAAAUGAAUGAAUUCAGCUCUGAUUUUAUGAAUGUAGCUGGUAGUACAAUUGUUUACCAGCAGAGCCGGCUAAAAGAAACUGAAGAUGGUACAGCUACUGAGAUCUCUUUAAGGGCUGCUGAAUCAGCACACCUCUUACAAUGGUUCCUGGCGACUUUUUUGAUGAGCAUCUUAUUCAUUUCACUGCUGCAGCUUCACCAGCGUCUACAACCACCUUUGCUUUUGCUGAUCAUUGUGCUGCUGCUUUGCCUGCUUAUUUACCGUGUUUAUAACAGGGUAGUUUCAGAGCAUCUACUUCUAGUGGCUGGAUUGGGGGCUCAAGUCACAACAAAAUAUCAUGGCGGUCACAAGCUUGUUCAGUUUGUGCCGUGGUCAGUUCUUGUUGAUGUCAUCAUUGCUGAGACAAUUUCAAUGCAGCGGGUUCUGUUUUACAUUGCCCUAUUAGUGAAGCAGGAUCUGCCUCAGUACCACGAGAAGCAUAAGAUGCUGCCUUUAUUUUUGAGUUCGUGGCCUCGACUGCCAUGCCUACAAGUUAUAUACCAGAGCUGCCAGUCUGUGCUGCUGAGACGCUCAUCUUCUGCAAUGAAGGACAACAUUCGGUCUCCCUCAUGUCUCUCAACAAACCACGUGCAAGAGAAUAGUCAAGAUUCUACCAUUGAUUCCUUGGGAAUUUUGAGCAAAUUCUCGAAUAAGGAAUGGAGAUGACAGCGAGAAUAAGUUUCAUCCAAAACUUGAUUCAGUAGUAUCUUGUGUACAAAUGAUUCAGUAGUAUCUUAGGUACAAAUGAUUCACUAGUAUCUUAGGUCCAAAUGAUUCAGUAGUAUCUUAGGUACCUACGAAUGAUUUAGUAGUAGGUAUCUUAGGUAGAAGUGAUUUAGUAGUAUGUUAGGUACAAAUGAUUCAGUAGUAUCUUAGGUAGAAGUGAUUCAGUAUCUAAGGUACAAUUGACCAAAUCAAAAUUAAUGCUCUGACAAGCUUGUUCACAUGUUAUGGAAUAGCUGAUUAUUUUAAUUUAUAUUUGUUAUAUUUUAUCAUGCUUAUGAGGUAUGUUGUCGCUGGUAAGUCAGUAGACUUGGUCCAUGUUGUAGGUAACUUUAUCUAUAAUUAUAGUUGUUAUCUGUAAACGAUGCUCAUUGCAUAUUUGUUCUUAUACUGUAAGCUUAGAAUGGAUUUUAAUUAGAGUAUUCGUGAGCUGAUACUUGUGUUAUUGUGAAGAUCUCACUUCUAUUUUUUGGUGCUCAAAAAACUUGUACUUUAUAUGCCCUUACUGAGGCUUCAGCUAUGGUUUUAGAUAAGUGUUUUCAGAGUUCUGGUAAGAAUCCAUUGUUAUGGGUGUUAUGGUGCCAAAACUGAUCUAAACUUAUGUAUGUUUAAUUGUCACACACGCACAGUUGAAUGUAAUGAUAGAAUUAUUUUGUUUUUAAAGUAUUGUAAAAGUCUUUGAAUAUGAGGAGUCAUUCCUGCAAAGUGCUAUGAUUAAAAGCUGCAUUUUGGCU